Molecule: messenger RNA, 3033 nt
Organism: Benincasa hispida (wax gourd)
Lineage: Eukaryota; Viridiplantae; Streptophyta; Magnoliopsida; Cucurbitales; Cucurbitaceae
Product: glutamate receptor 2.9-like
Cellular component (GO): membrane
Molecular function (GO): ligand-gated monoatomic ion channel activity
Source: RefSeq, a predicted model, not a curated record
GUUUUUUUGAAUAAUUUAAUGCAUUACUAAUUAUAUUAGUAUAUUGCUCCUGAUCCUUGGUGUGAAAGCUUGCAGAUUAUUUCGGAGAAAUUAUGAAGUUCGUUCUACUGUAAUUGUAUUUGAGAAUUAUUGCGUGUUAGUGUUGAGAUUAGUUGAAACCCUACAAGAACUUUCUAAGUUGGAAUAAAAGGGUUGUAAGUAAAAAUGAAAGGAAAAUGGAGUUACCGGAGGGAUUUGUUUGCAAGUAUUGUUGUGAUGGUUGGGAUGUGGAGCUGGAUGGUAUAUGGUGCAGAUGAGAUCAACAAACAAACGAGCUUUGUGAAUGUGGGUGUGGUUCUUGGUUUAAAAAGUUGGGCUGGAAAGAUGGGUUUGAGCUGUAUCAAUAUCUCCCUCUCUGAUUUCUAUUCUUCUAAUUCUCAAUACAACACCAAAAUCCAACUUCAUAUCACUGACUCUAAGGAUGAUCUUCUGCUGGCCGCUUCUCAAGCUUUGGAGCUAAUAGAGAAGAAUGAAGUAGAAGCUAUCUUGGGGCCAGAAAGUUCGUUCCAGGCUCCCUACAUUAUCCAACUGGGUGAAAAAUAUGAGGUUCCAUUACUCUCCUUUGCACCCCCACCACCAGCCUCUACUUUCUCUAAUUUAGAAUCUCCAUACUUGUUCCGAGCCUACAACCAUUUCUCCCAAAUUUAUGCCAUAUGCAACAUCAUUAAAGCUUUUCAAUGGAACCAAGUUGUUACCAUUUACCAAGAUGAUGAAUUUGGAAAGUGGCUUGUCCUAGAUCUCAUCCAGGCUUUACAGGAAGAGGAAAUAUACACCCAUGUAUACGGAAUCGACCCAGCAGCUUCAGGCGACCAAAUUAAAAAAGAGCUUGAAAGAUUGAGCGGGAAGGAACAAGCAACAAUUUUCAUUGCCCAUAUGGUUCACAGCCUUGCAUCUCGAGUAUUCGAGAUGGCUAAUGAAAUUAGGAUGAUGAGCAAAGGUUAUGCUUGGAUUCUCACCGACGCCACAGCAAGUGCCUUAAAUUCCAUGCAUUAUUCAACUCUAAGAUCGAUGCAGGGAGUUUUGGGAGUAAAAACCUAUGUCCCAAAGACAAUGAGACUUGACAACUUCACCAUUCGAUGGAGAAAUAAAUUUUUACAAGACAAUCCAGACAUCAUCGGAUAUUACCCAAACCCAGAAGUUUUUGGACUGUGGGCUUACGAUGCUACUUGGGCGCUAGCCAUUGCGGCCGAGAGUAACUUCGUUUCUGGGAUAGCUCAAAAUGGAACGACAAUCAUGGAGUCGCUGUCUAUGGUAAGCUUCAAAGGUCUGAGCGGGGAGUUUAGUUUGGGUAAAGGCCAACAAAAUUUAAAAAUAGUAAAUGUAAUUGGAGAUGGAGAUAUUAGUACGGUUGGGUAUUGGACGCCUGAAAUGAAGCUGACUGGAGAAUUUAAUCGGAACGUUACAUUAAGACCCAUUAUAUGGCCAGGAUACUCCAUUCAACCUCCUAAGGGGUGGAUUCCAUUUAAUCCAAGGAAGGUAUUGAAGAUAGGAGUUCCACUGAAAAGUACUUUUAUGCCUUCCUUGGUAAGUAACGACGGCAACAUCACUGGAUACUGUUUAGAUAUCUUCAAGGCGGCCGUUAGAAAGCUUCCUUAUACUUUUCCACUUCAUUUAUAUAUUCCUUUCGAAGGUUCAUACGACGACUUGAUAGUAGCAGUGUAUAGACGGGAAUUUGAUGCUGCGGUAGGAGACAUAACAAUAUUAGCGAACAGAUCUUCGUUUGUAGACUUUACUUUGCCAUUUACCGAUCCUGGAAUUGCUGUAAUCGUUCCUGUAAGAUAUGACUUGGUGGACCAUGGAUGGUUGUUCUUGAAGCCCUUGACUUUGAAACUCUGGAUCACUAGCUUCUGCUUCUUCGUUUUCAUGGGCUUCGUCGUUUGGAUUCUCGAACAUCAGAACACUGAAGAAUUUCGUCGCGGUCCUCUUUAUCAGCAAAUCGGCACCAGUCUCUGCUUCUCCUUCAGCAUCAUCGUCUUCGCCCAAAGGGAGAAACUAACGAGCAAUUUAUCAAGGUUCGUGGUGGUGAUAUGGUUCUUCGUGGUGUUCGUCCUAACACAGAGCUACACAGCAAGCUUAACAUCGUGGUUAACAGUGCAACAACUUCAACCAGUCACCGACAUGAAUCAGAUUAUGAAAAGAAAUUGUCGUGUUGGAUAUCAAAAUGGCUCCUUUGUUUACGACACAUUAAAGUUUUUAGGCAUACAAAACUUGGUACCCUAUACCACAUUACAGGAACUGCAUGAGCUCUUCACUAAAGGAGGCCGCAAAGGCGGUGUUGAUGUUGCCAUUGACGAGAUCCCUUACAUGAAGCUCCUUCUUGCAACUUAUUCUGGUAACUAUACCAUGGGGGAUUCUCAAUACAAGAGUGGCGGUUUCGGAUUUGCGUUCACACUAGGUUCAUCUUUGGUGGAUGAUAUAUCAAAGGCGGUGUUGAAAGUGACUCAGAGUGAUGAAAUGAACCAAAUAGACGAGAGAUGGUUUGGGAAGAAAAUCAGCCACCAAUCUGAUAGUAGCGACGGCUCAGAUGCGUCUUCUUCAAGCCUUGACCUGACUUACUUUAGGAACUUAUUCUUUAUCACUACCUUUGCGGUUAUCUUCGCUCUCACCCUUUAUUUCUUUCGUCACUCUGACUCGCCCACCAUAUGGACAAGAAUUAUUGCUGCCAUUUACCGUAUUAACGUAACGAAAGACGACGGUCGGAUCGAUAAUGUGGAAUCAUCGGUGCCGGCGGAAGUAGCGGAGGAGGCCUCUCUUAGCACCGACACCAAGCUACCGAGUCCUUCCACUGUUUGAUGAUUGUAUGACUUCUAUGCUACACAUCAACAUCUUAAUAAAGGGCGGAUCCGAAUUUAUGGGACCAAUUUAUAUUUUCUUUGAACUAAAGUAUGUGUGUAAUUUGUCAAACCUUUUAUAUUUUACAAGGACAAAGUAAUUUUUAAACCGCUCCAUAUAUAUUAUUUAGUAAUAUUGUCCGACAAGAUUUUUGAAGAAGUU